This is a messenger RNA of Chrysemys picta bellii (western painted turtle), 3902 nucleotides long. RefSeq names its product netrin-4-like. The record is from RefSeq and is a predicted model, not a curated record. Gene Ontology annotation, molecular function: protein binding. Gene Ontology annotation, biological process: basement membrane assembly; cell migration; animal organ morphogenesis. NCBI's taxonomy places the organism in Eukaryota, Metazoa, Chordata, Testudines, Emydidae. Gene Ontology annotation, cellular component: laminin trimer.
CCCCCACCCAGCCUGGCUCCUGGAGGAGGCAGAUGCGGCUGGCAAACAAAUAAAACAUGCAUCUGAGCAAGGAUCAGCCACAAGCCCAGCCGAAGGGGUGUGGAAACGACACCCCCGCCUCACCGCCGCUAAAAACAUAUAAAGAACAGGAAGAAGAUCACAUGUUAUAAUAAUCCCCUUUGCAGCCAGACAGGACCAGAGGGCAGAGCUGGCCAGUUAGGACGGAGAGAUGUGCCAGCAGCUGAAGGGAGACAGAGAGAAAACUUGAAGAUAACUAAAUAGCACAACGAGGGGGCGAAACCCCUGUCCAGAUAGCAAAAGGGAGGAUCUCUCGCCCCCCUUUUUUCUGCAAGGCAUAUGGAAGGGAGAAAUAGUUCCUCCAACCCCCUCCCGAACCCCCAGCUCCCCUAAACCAAAUGCUACCCCCUCUCCACCAGGAACCUAAUCUGUCAUAAUUUCCAGGAACAAAUCAAGUCCCAGGAGGCAGAGAAGAACAGUAAAAGGGGGCAAUCGAUUCUGUGUGCAUUGACACCAGCGGUGACUUCAUUAUUACCCUUUGACGACCAGUCUGUGAAGCUAGCCCCUUGGUGGAAAAGUGAGAGCAGGGACAGCAAGGGGGUGAGAGAGAGACGAGUAAUUGUCCGAUCAUCUCUCAGAAAGAAAAGCAAACUUGGUUCUUCUUAUGACCCUCUGCCUCAGGGAGCAAAAGGGAAGAGCGCACUGUCUAGGACAAAAUUCAUAACAAAGCAAGGUUUUAACGGUGCAUGGCCCCUAAUUGCACCCCCAUUAGCAGCAGAGGGAGGGGGCGUAGGGAGGGGAUAAGGGGGGCGGGGGACCCAAGAAGCAAGGACCGCAAAUGAAAGUGAAAGAUUAAAAUAGCAAGUAAAAUAACUGCAUAUUAUCAGAUCUGACCGGAGACCUGAGCUUUGCUUUGCUUCCUCAGUGAUGGUUUGUCUCCGGGCUGUGUCAGAGAUGUGAAUUUCACCUACUUUCUGGAUGCAAAGGGGUAACAUCUACCCAUUCCUUUAUUUAUUUGGAAGCAAUGUGGGUCACACACACAGAAGCCAUCUGAGACCUGGAAAGCUGUCUGGAUUUAAAAUAAAACAAGAAGAAUGAGACACCAGCCAGGAUCCCUGCCCUGAGAAGAAGGUGAAGAAAGAAAGAAAGAACAUGCAGACACCAAACCUGUAGAUUUAUGACAUUCUUUUUGCUCUACUAAGGACAGAUAUUUUCCCCCCUUACAGACAUGCAGCAGAAAGGCAUCAUGCUGAUUGUGUUCUUGGAGUACAUUGUUUCUGGUCAUGGUGAGGCAGAUCCAGUAAAGCUACGAACCUUCCGCUGUGACGGCCACUCCUGCAAUCCUCCUGUAGGGAAUCUAGCAACAGGCAGGACUCCGGUCUCUCUUACCACAUGUGGGCAGAACAGCACAGAACUUUAUUGCUUCUACCCAGACCAGCACCUCCUUCAUUGGGCCUCCCAAGGCUGUGGGCAGCCCCGCUGCACUAAAUGCAAUGCCAAUCAGCCUGAUAACUCCCACCUUCCCUCUGAUAUGACAGAUGAUUUCUUCCUAAAUCCUGGUUCCUGGUGGCAGUCUGCACAAGGGGUACACAGGGAAGAAAUCAGGCUGGACUUGGAAACAGCGUUCUACCUGACUCACGUCAUAGUAGUGUUCAAGUCGCCGCGCCCAGGUGCUAUGGUACUGGAGAGGUCUCAGGACAAUGGCCAGACGUGGAGGCCCUACAAAUAUUUUUCCGUCAACUGUACAGCAACGUUUGGGCUUCAAGAUGAUCUUAUUGAAGAGGGCUCUCUGUGCACUUCCAGGUAUUCAGACGCAGUGCCUUGCACUAGAGGGGAGGUGAUCUAUCGUGCCUUAACUCCAACCAACAAGAUCGAAGACCCAUAUGGUCCUGAGGCCCAAGACCUCCUGAAACUCACCAACCUGCGCCUCCUUUUAUUAAAAAGGCAGGAGUGUCCCUGCCAAGGCUUGGGAUUGCUGGAGAAACCCCAGAGGUUUGCCCACUAUGCUAUCUAUGAUCUGAUUGUCCGGGGAAGUUGCUUCUGUAAUGGUCAUGCAGAAGAAUGCCAGCUUGCCAAUGGGACAGGGAACACAGAGAACGUGGUCCAUGGGAAGUGUGUGUGCAGACACAACACAGCAGGGAACCACUGUGAAAGGUGUGAACCAUUAUACAAUGACCAGCCUUGGAAGCCAGGAGAUGGAAAAACUGGGGCACCAAAUGAAUGCAGAAAGUGCCGCUGUCACAACCAUGCUGAUAGCUGCCACUUCAACCUGAGUGUUUGGCUGGCAUCUGGGAAACACAGCGGUGGAGUAUGUGACAACUGCAAACACAACACGGAGGGACAUCGAUGUCAAAGGUGCAAACCAGGAUUUUACAGAGAUAGGGGAAAACCUAUGUCUUCCCCAGAGGUCUGCAAACCUUGCUCCUGUCAGCCUAUGGGAUCGGCCAAUGCAACCUUCAGCAGAAGCUGGCGGUGCCACCCAAAGACGGGGUUCUGUUACUGCAAGCCAGGUGUGGCAGGCCCGAACUGUGACAGAUGCCUUAUGGGAUACUGGGGCCUUGGAGAAAAUGGCUGUCGUCCUUGUGACUGUGCCAGAGACUGCGACCCGCACACUGGAAACUGUUUCAAUGGUUAUGACAAUGAGCCAUUUUUCAACAUCCCCAUGGGUGGGCGAAUCCCUGACCUCCUACAAACGCCAGCCAAUGAAAGCGAUGAGUGGAAAUGGAAUGAUCAUGAGCAGGGAUUUUCUGCUUUGAGACAUCCAGAAAAGUGUGUGUGCAAAGAGAAAGUGCUCGGAAGUGUCACUGAUUUCUGCCAGAUGAAAUAUGCAUAUGUGAUAAAAGCAAGAAUCCUAUCGGCUCAUGACAAAGGAACCCAUGCGGAAGUUGUAGUGAAGGUAAAGAAGGUCCUGAAAUCAGGCAAAGUGAAAAUUGCCCGGAGUAACAGAAGUAUCUAUCCGGAGUCCUGGACCAACAGGGGAUGUACAUGUCCCAUUCUCAAUCCUGGUUUCAGCUAUGAUAGGGGAGGGAGGGCAAGAUCUGUACCUUUCCCCCCGCACCCCCCUUUGUCUAUCAUCCAGAAGUUUUGUUCCACACACUGAACCCGAAGAAUUAAACUUUGGAUAUUAACAGGAUGGAUCUAGAAAGGCUGCCAAUCUCCCACCGCCCCAAGCUCCCCAGGUUGGAUGUCCAAGCUUCAUUUCAAUUAAAAAUCAAGCAAUCACAUACACAUGACACAAAUACACAAGCAACCAGAUACCAUACAACAGCCAUAUGAAAUAAGGCACAAACGUAAACGAGAAACAAGACACAGCAGACAACGGAUACUCAAUAAGAAAUGCACACACACCAGACAUAUGGAUAGGAACACUCACACGUUGCUGAAAAUAAGACUGUAAAUUGCCAGCCAAAAUCUAGCCAUCCUUUUCAGUUGGGGGAUGUUUCUUCGUUGUGUUUUAAAGAAUUUGCACCUUCUGCUUGUGUUUUGUGCUAUUAAACCAACAAAAUCAAGAAAACUUCAGAGGGGGACAGCUCCCUCCAUAACCUGCCCCAAGGUGCUUAGCUGUUACAAAGGCCUCUGAACAGUAAGGGAAUUUUACGUAUCAUACCGGAUAUAAUACACGAAAAAAACCCACCUGUGUUUAAUGCAAAACAUCCUGAUUUUCAGUGGCACCUCAAUCUGGCCUUUCCUUGAAGGUGUACAAUUGUGCAUGAACUAAUAUCUGCGCACACAUUUUCUGUGCACUAGCAGUUGCGUGUGCAGAUGAUAAUCUAACAGGGAUGCUUUAGAAUUCUCACAUUCAAAACCAGCCUACACCCGGCAAGACCUGAUUCUGCUGUCACUUAUACCUGUGCAAACAAGGAGUAGUUCCACUGAAACCUAUG